Messenger RNA from Fusarium tjaetaba, 381 nucleotides. RefSeq lists its product as uncharacterized. The transcript has a single exon. NCBI's taxonomy places the organism in Eukaryota, Fungi, Ascomycota, Sordariomycetes, Hypocreales, Nectriaceae. The record is from RefSeq and is a predicted model, not a curated record. The coding region runs from base 1 to 381 and encodes 126 amino acids.
AUGAAGGCCUCAAUCAUCCUCACCACCCUCCUCAGCACCUCCGCCUAUGCUGGCACCCUCCCCACCAAGCGCCAAAACGCCGCCAACGAGGCUGCCCUCCAGCAAGCCCGCGAGGAAUCCGCCGCAGCCAUCGAGCGCGGUCAAGGCCGGGGCCGACUUCUUCUCGAUGAGGGAAACUGCAGCGAGGCCUGUAACCGCUGCCGUACUAACGCCGUCACUACCGCUGUAGCUGAGGUCUUUGCCUGCGGUACGGCUGCGGUCGCUGUCGAUGUUCUGACUGCUGGUGUUGCGACGUUCCUUGAGGCUGCUGGUUUUGCGGCAUGCGAGGCUGCGGUUGUCACUACUUUGAAUGAGAAGGAGGAGACUUGUCUUAAGGAGUAG